AUGGCUGGCUUAAGUCGAGGUCAGCCCCUCAUGCCUGGCGCCUUUGGACCUGAAGAUUAUAUCGACUUUUAUGAGAAUCCCUUUGAAAUACUCGACAGCUUAGAGUCUGCCUGGGUUACCAGAAAACCACGAGUUUCUUGGUCCAUCAACAACUUACCAGCCCUUGACGAUGUCGACUUUGACUGGCAUAAAUAUGACCCUCCUGGUGCACUGAAGAAGGCCCCCAACAUCACGUCUCAGAUUCUCCUCGAUAUACUGCAAUCGUCAAUUGAGAAUAUCAAGGCGAGGAAUGCUGAAGAGGAUCGCCAGAAGAAAGAACUCGAGGAUCAACGAGAACUUCAAGAGACUGAGAAAGGCAAGAACAAGGAGCCGUAUCUGCCUAUUAUCAUUCCUGUUGACAAACCUGUCGAGGAAGAGACCAGCAAAGAGACACCCAAGAUCAAACCUGAAAUUCUCUUGACAACUUUCGGACCUAGCGUUGCUGCUACGAAGACCGAGGCCAAGGCAAACAAGAAACGACUCGCUGCACUCCGACGCUUUUUCCAGCGCAAUAAUGAACGAGGUGAGAGUAGUGUUACAGGCGCAGCUCUUGCAACUUUACAAAAAGAAGCUGCAGAGGUCGAAGUUAGUAGAGAUAGCUUCAGUCGUUCGGUAAAGACCAAAUCUAUUGAAGAAGUUGAGUGUGUGUCCUGUCUAGAUGACUUUCAUCCCAAGGACGUCAUCAAAGUACCUUGUCAUAGUUAUUGUCACGAGUGCUUCGUCCGGCUCGUUUCUGCCGCAUGCCAGAAUGAGCAACAGUGGCCGCCUAAAUGCUGCCUGAACGAGGUUCCAAUCAAAAUCAUCCUGCGAUUCAUCCCAUCUAACCUCAAGAAGACGUUUGAGGAACGCUCCAAAGAGUGGGAGUUGCCCAUCAGUGAACGAGUUUAUUGCAGCGAACCUAACUGUAGUUUAUGGAUAAAGCCUAAGAAGAUUGACCCCAGCCGGCGUCAGGGCCUUUGCGAUCGCUCCCACCGAACAUGUACUAUGUGUCGAGGACCGGCACAUGCAGGACAAGAAUGCCCCCAGGACGUUGAUAUGAACCUUACAAAUCAACUGGCUGAGGACGAAGGCUGGAAGAGGUGUUCCAAAUGCCAUGCUUUGGUUGAGCACAGAGAGGCUUGCCAGCAUAUGACCUGUCGCUGCGGGAACGAGUUCUGCUAUGUAUGCGAGAGACGUUGGCGAACAUGCAGCUGCACAAUGGAGCAGCUUCAAGAAGUAAAAGAUGGAGCGAAUGCUCGAAGAGAAGAAAGAAGGGUCAACGAACUAGCGGAAGCUGAGGAGCUACGACAAGCUCUUCUGCAGAUCGAAGAGUAUGAGCGCGAGGAAGCUCUCAAGGCUGAAUUAUUACGACAGGAACAGGUAAGACUGGAGGAGGAACGGCGACAGCGUGAGCUCGAAGAAAGGGUAAGACAAGAAAGCAUUCGACGGAGAGACAUCGAAAUCAAAUAUCAAGAGCUACGGAUUCUACUCGACCAAUUACAUGAGUUGCAGCAAGUAUUACUCGAUGUUGACCAGGAAAAAGAGGGUGAAAAUAUGGUCAUCGAUUCCGAGAACGCCAAAGAUGAGUUGCAAAAGAAGCACGAUUUGGAAAGGUCCGAGUUGACAGAAGCUAUCUCGAAAAAGAUGAAUGAGAAGGAAUGUGCUUUGAACAAAGACUUCCAGAUUCGAGCGUCCGAGGAGAAUGACCUCGAACAAGCCUAUCACGACCGACUCAAAUAUUAUUGGAAAGACAAGAAAGAUGGAGACAAGGAGAUAGAAACUGCAAUGCUCGACUUGAGAAAGCGUAUGGACCAGAAGCAACACGCAUGGCAGAAGUGGAAGACCGAGCAACUGAAGAACUUGGAGGCCAAACUACAAGACAAUAGGACUUACAGAGAAGAACUCAUGUAUAGUGCCAGGCACCGACUUGAGGAUUCUUUCAAAGAGAAGGAGACGGAAAUGGUGAGACGCAUGGCAGCUGAGAAGAAGUGGCUAGAGGCUGUGGUAUUGGAAAGGGAGAAGCUGCUCAGUGAAUGGGAGGUUGAGGAGGUUGAAGGUGAUGCAGAUAGUAUAUUCGCACCAGAAUCAGAAAGUUCUGGGGAUGAGCAUUAUGUCUUCGGAAGUGCAUCAUAG
Messenger RNA from Fusarium coffeatum, 2151 nucleotides. RefSeq lists its product as uncharacterized. The transcript has 2 exons. Gene Ontology annotation, cellular component: cytoplasm; ubiquitin ligase complex. Bases 1 to 2151 code for a protein of 716 amino acids. The record is from RefSeq and is a predicted model, not a curated record. Gene Ontology annotation, biological process: protein polyubiquitination; ubiquitin-dependent protein catabolic process; positive regulation of proteasomal ubiquitin-dependent protein catabolic process. Gene Ontology annotation, molecular function: ubiquitin protein ligase activity; ubiquitin conjugating enzyme binding; zinc ion binding. NCBI's taxonomy places the organism in Eukaryota, Fungi, Ascomycota, Sordariomycetes, Hypocreales, Nectriaceae.